AAGCAACAUGCCGGAGGUUUCAACGAAAACAAAAAUAAUACCAAAGUGAAUCUAAUCUCAUAUUCUGUGAAUCAUAAUUACAUCGUCCUCCUCGAUGCCUUCAUCGGUGCGGCGAGCUGCCUGACGGUGUGUUGUUUAGCGGCAGAAGAUUCUUUGUUUUGACGAAAAUCUCCUCGAAAAAAACGCGUCGGCCCGCGGGUACUAUUUUCCCCAAGUUUUUGUUUUGUUUUUGUGCAAUUUGCUUUUGGCAGAAGUGCUAUCAUCGAACAAAAGUGCAAUCGAACAAGCGCUGCGCAUACGCUGAGAGAAAGUUGGAAAGCUUGCGUUGCGGCGUUCGGGAAAGUGUGCGGUUGACUUUGGAAAAUAGAGAUUUGGCAAUAAAGUAAGGAAGGAGGGGAAAACAUCAUCGGGAAAUCAGAAACUGCACCCCGCAUUUGGUAGCCUGAUCGCGGACGCGAUGGCCGACGAUUACUUUGUACAGAACAACUCGCACAGCGAUGACUCAGAGGUAGAACUGAACCUCAACAGUCCAGAGUUAAAAGGUUACUUGAGCAAGUGGACGAAUUACAUACACGGCUGGCAGCCGCGGUUCAUCGUGCUGAAGGAUGGUACACUAUCGUACUACAAAAGUGAACAGGACAGUGAUUUUGGCUGUCGAGGAGCGAUCAGCCUGCAGAAAGCAUCGAUUAAGUCCCACGAGUUCGACGAAUGCCGGUUCGACGUGGCGAUCGGUCAGAACGUUUGGUAUUUACGCGCGGAAACGCCGGAAGACAAACGGAACUGGAUCGAGGUGUUGCAGUCGUACAAAACCGACGUACCGGAGACAGUAAGCUUGAGGCGACACGGCAGUACGAUAUCGCUCCAGUCGAACACGCUAUCCACGGCUAGCGGGAGUAGCUUGAAGCGGGUCAGCCGUGGUUUGCGUGAAAAGCUGCACGAAAUUGAAACGUUCCGCGACAUACUUUACGGCCAGAUCGACACACUCCAGCGCUAUUUUGAUGCUCUCCACCAUAAAAACGAAGACCAGCCGCCACUGGAUCUUGGUGAUGGUCUGAAGCCGAUCGAUUUCAAAGGUGAAGCGAUAACGUUCCGUGAAACCACUGCCGGUGUGAUUAUUACCCUACAACAUUGCCUGGACAUAAUCUCACAGAAGGAGGAGAGCUUUAAGAAAAAGCUUGACAAAGAGCAGGAACGGCGACGGAAAGCGGAAGAACUGUACAGGAACUGUAAGGAUGAGCUAGCAAAGAACAGAAACUCCGUUAUACCCGGACCAGAUUUGGAGGAAGGACCACAUUCAACCAUACCGGAAGAUGAAUUCUUCGAUGCGGUUGAGACGGGGUUGGACAAGAUCGAGGAAGAUCGUCAGCUGCGGGUGCGGUUGAAGUACCAAUCACAGCAGUCUCAACUAAGCAACGCAGGCUCGGUACACAGCACCAACCUCGAGGCGGAAGACGAAACGGUUCAGCUAGCGGAAGACUUUGGCACCGGUGCGCAAGCGCAGUGCCACAAGCUGUGGCCGGAAAUUGAUCGCAUCUGCACCGAGCAGCUGACGCAGGCCCGCCAGGGCGUCGGCGAGGAUGGCAACGGCUGGCAGCUGUUCGCCGACGAGGGUGAGAUGAAGAUGUACCGGCGCGAGGAGGAGGUGGACGGUAUGGUAAUCGAUCCGCUGAAAUCGUGCCACGUGGUGAAGGGGGUGACCGCGCGGGAAAUGUGCCAUUACUUCUUCGACCCGGCGUACCGGAACGACUGGGAGACGACGCUCGAGGACGUGCAGAUCGUGGACAAUGUGGCGCCCGACACGCUCGUUUUCCUGCAGACGUACAAGCGCAUCUGGCCCGCCAGCCAGCGGGAUGCGCUGUUCUGGUCGCACAUGCGCCGCAUCACCGAUAACGUCGACGUCGGGGCCAACGAUGUGUGGGUCGUGUGCAACCAUUCCAAUCAGAACGAGGAGUAUCCGCCCGCCAACCAAGGAAAGUGCGUGCGAAUCUAUCUGACGGUGAUAUUAGUUUGCCAAACCUACCUUACGCCGGGCAAGGACAGCAAGACGGCUACCCGGGACGAUCUGACGUGUAAAAUUACCUACUGCUCCACCGUAAACCCCGGCGGAUGGGCCCCGGCCACCGUGCUGCGCGCUAUCUAUAAGAAAGAAUAUCCAAAGUUCCUUAAACGUUUCACCGGGUACGUUGUUGAUCAAUGUAAAGCGAAGCCCAUUAUGUAUUAGGCUGCAAUAAGGUUAGGCAAUAUGUUUGUUUUUUCCCUCCCAAGCCUCACCCAAAUGAGUCUUAGGGAAAAGGUCUAAAUGUUGUUAUACAUACACACACACACACACACAUACACACAAAUAUAUAAAAACCUACCCACGCGCAUUAUUUUUCUUAUCUCUUUCUUCCGUAUGUGGGUGGUACGCUGUCGUACAGCUUUAUGAGGAACGCGAAGAAGGUUACAUAUUAAGCGAUGGGAAACAUUAUUUAGAGAGGUACCACACGAACUGGUUUGGUAGGUGGGUAGGAGGGGUAAGGGCUCGUGUGAGGGCCGGUUGUGGAUAAACCCAGCCAGCGAAACCAGGCUGAUUCUGGCAGCAGGAAUCGCGAUCGAACAUAUCUUCGAAUUAGGCUUUAGGCGUGGUUCAGUGUAUGAAGUAACAUUACCUAUGCGCGGCGGGAGUGCCGUUUUUUUUAGAGGAGAAUGGUAGCCACCAAAGGUAGAGCGAAAGUGGAGUUUAUCAAAGAAUCAAAAGCUUAUAGGAUGUUUUCAGCAUUAGAAUUUAUUUCCGUCGCGAAAGUGGCACAAACGCGAGGGUUUUGUUAGGGGUUAGAUUGUUUGUUGUAUCGUACCUGCUUCCUCGUGCAGCAGCAAAAGGAUAUUACGCGAAAUAACACCCCGCCCUCCCCGGGUUACAUCAAUGCUGUCGCAGUCUUCACACGGUGUUUAUUAGGUGAAACAUUUCAAUCGUAGAAGUAGCGCGUGCCGAAAGGUUUCAGUACUGCGGUUGAAAUAUUUCCCCGCGAUCGUUUCCUGUUCCUUCCAGUGAUGCCGCGUGCGAGCGACGCGGAGUUGGUGGGGGAGUAACUUUGAAGAUCUGUUUCUCUAUCGACAAAUGUAAUUGCGUGUUAUUAGUGUCUAAGUUUAGUUAUCGGGUGCAGCCCACGAGCGUCCUUUUCUUCCGUCUCCUCCGGUUACAAUCUUAGGGAGUGAUGGAAGGAAAUUUCGUGAGCAUUGUUAGGUAAUGUAAAAUGUAAAGAAUAAAAAACACACACACAGGAAAACAUAC
Molecule: messenger RNA, 3271 nt
Organism: Anopheles coustani
Lineage: Eukaryota; Metazoa; Arthropoda; Insecta; Diptera; Culicidae
Gene: cert
Product: ceramide transfer protein
Exons: 8
Coding region: 458-2221 (587 amino acids)
Biological process (GO): ER to Golgi ceramide transport
Cellular component (GO): Golgi apparatus
Molecular function (GO): phosphatidylinositol-4-phosphate binding
Source: RefSeq, a predicted model, not a curated record